Xenopus tropicalis (tropical clawed frog) is the source of this 1604-nucleotide messenger RNA. RefSeq names its product provisional ortholog of microsomal glutathione S-transferase 3. Gene Ontology annotation, cellular component: mitochondrial outer membrane; membrane. The record is from RefSeq and is marked validated. Gene Ontology annotation, molecular function: leukotriene-C4 synthase activity. Gene Ontology annotation, biological process: cellular oxidant detoxification; leukotriene metabolic process. Lineage: Eukaryota; Metazoa; Chordata; Amphibia; Anura; Pipidae.
CUGAAGCAAUCAUGGCAACCACGGUCCACGAUGUGCUCCCAAGUAAUUUCGCCUAUGUGAUCUUUACUUACAUCUACAGCGUGUUUAUGAUAAUGUACCUGAGCAUGAAGGUGAUGGGGGCAAGGAAGAAGUACGGAGUAAAGUAUCCUGAGAUGUACUCCAAAGACCAAAUGUUUAAUUGUGUCCAGAGAGCACAUCAGAACACUAUGGAGGUGUAUCCAGUGUGGGUUAUUUUCCAGCUUAUAGCUGGGCUUGCAUUUCCACUCGCUGCUGCAGUUCUUGGAGCAAUUUGGGUGACUAGCCGAUUUUCAUAUGCCUGGGGAUAUUACACUGGCGAUCCCCAGAAGAGAAUGAAGGCAGCUUAUGGCUACAUUGGGUAUUUUGGAUUGAUGCUGCUGUCUAUAGCCGCUGCUCUACAGCUUCUCCAAAUUAUUUAAUUAAACCUGCCUUUCAGCUUACCUGGGAACACUUCCUGUAAUGUUAUUUCAUUGUAUGUCAUUGGAAAAGCAUAUUAUUAGAUUGUUAUCUUUUACUUUGUUUUGUUAUAUGGGACAUAAAAUGGUCCAGAGAAUACCCAGACUAUUGCUUUUAAUUGCUAGAUUUUUAACACAUUUUUUUACCCUAAUAGCUGUAAUGUGACAGUCUGCACUUGUUAGCGGUCUUAGAAAAACGGACAGGGGAAUGUCGUCGGUCAUUAUCUAAAACUUGUUCCUAUAAAAUUGAGAGUUCACCAUAAUAACCAGCUUAUUUGUCUGUUUUUAACUGUCAGCCUGCUGUUCAAUUUUGUAGUUUGCAGCCUCAUUGCCUGGAUUGUACUUUCCUGGGUUAUGUUCCCUUCUGCAAAAGUUUACUAUCACAUGCCAGCAUGCUGUGCCCCUUUUCUCUUCCUUUGAAUUCUUCCUUACCGGGUAGUCUGUUUUACUGAAAACUAAGACAUUUCCAAACAUGUCCAAAUCUAUAUCCACAAACUGUUUCUUUUAAUCGCUUCUUGCAUAGCAUCAUUUGUACUUGGGCUAAACAUUUUCUGAAUUACACAUAAUUCUGUAUAAGCAGUUAUAUAAAUAAAUGCUCACUGCAUUGCUGCAGCCACAUAUGUUGAUCAGUAAACUACGCUGUGAGUCUUGAGAAUUUUGUCAGAACUAUUGAUUUGUAAGUAGUAGACAAAGGGAGAACAAUUGCCAAAAGGAAGUAUAGACCGUUUUAUGGAUAAAGUUUAAGGAAGUAUAGACCGUUUUAUGGAUAAAGAUUUCAUAUAUGCUUCUGAUAACAGCCUUUAUAUUUUCUUGGAGUUAAUCAGUAUUUUGAAGUUUGGAAAGUUCACAUUACAUUGUUGGAAACCAUUUUGUUGAAUAUUGGAUAAUAGUGACUCACUUUUGGUGUACCUGUAUAACCUUGCCUUAGCCAUAUUCUUUUACAUGUGCUUUCUCAGAUAAUAUAUGUGUAAUAUCCUAGCAUUGGUAGGGUCAUUCUGUUCUUUUGAUGUUCUUUUACUAGCUUUGGCUGUUCCUUUAACGUCUUAAUUGCUUCUUUUCAGCCUGGCAAGACUCAAACUAGCCUUUUUCUCCCGUUACAAUAAAUUAACAAUAAAAGCUAUUUUGACAAAG